AUGUUCCGAACCUUCUCGAAGCUUCGGGAGGCGGCGGCGCCACUCACCGCCGCGGCGGUGCGGAGGUGCUGCUCCGGAGGCGGCGGCGGGCGGAUCCGCGCGGAGGCCAAUUGCCCGCGCUGCGCGGCCCACAUGUCGGUCCAAUUCUCCCUCCAGCCACUCCCGACGCCCCCGCCGGCCGCCGCGGCUGGUGGCGGCGGCGGAGAUGGGUCGCAGAGCCAUCACCAUGACGGAGCGAGCGUGUGCCCCGCGUGCAGCGCGGCGUUCCUGUUCCGAGCGCACCGGAUCGAGCCCCUGCGCGGCGCGUUCCUCGAGAUCCCUCCUGGCGUCGGGGGCGAGGACGAGGACGCCGCUAGGGAGGGGUUCGCCGAUCGGAUCAGGAGGAUGAUAUCGGAGCGCCCGCCCGACGAUUUCCCGAUGCCGCCUCCUCCUCCUCCGCCGUUGCCGCCGAUGCAGCACGUCCCGCCGCGACAGCGGAGAACGCCCCGGAGGAGACUGAGGGAGGACGGAGGAGGAGGCGGUGGCGGAAGCAGCGGGGAUUCCUCGGGAGGGGAGGGUACGAGCGCUGCACCGAAGAGGGAGUGGUGGGGAGGGGCCACCCUGGGAGAAGAGCUUCCCACGCCGCGGGAGAUGUGCCGGAGGCUCGACGAGUUCGUCAUCGGGCAGGGGAAAGCUAAAAAGGUCUUGUCGGUAGCUGUAUACAAUCACUACAAGAGAAUAUAUAACGCGACUGUACAGAAAGGGUGUUCCACCAAUUCUGGGUGGCUAGACGCUGCAAGUGAUGAUCAAAAUAACAUAGAAAUAGAUAAAAGCAAUGUGCUUCUAAUGGGUCCAACUGGCUCAGGAAAAACAUUACUCGCCAAAACACUAGCACGCAUUGUAAAUGUACCAUUCAUUAUAGCUGACGCAACAUCAUUAACACAGGCUGGAUAUGUAGGUGAAGAUGUAGAGUCGAUACUGCAGAAGUUACUAGUGGCUGCUGAAUAUAAUGUUCAAGCUGCCCAACAAGGGAUAGUGUACAUAGACGAAGUAGAUAAGAUAACAAAGAAGGCAGAGAGUGCAAAUGUUAGCAGAGAUGUAUCUGGGGAAGGUGUUCAACAAGCACUGUUAAAAAUCCUAGAAGGAACUGUUGUUAGCAUUCCUGAGAAGGGAUCUCGCAAGAAUUCCCGCAAUGAGAGCAUACAGAUAGACACAAAAGAUAUUCUUUUCAUAUGUGGUGGCGCUUUUGUCGACUUGGAGAAGACUAUUUCUGAAAGGCGCCAAGAUUCAUCUAUAGGUUUUGGGGCACCCAUUCGGAUAAACAUGAGAAGUUCUGAAGUGACUGAUCCAAUGGUCACUUCAUCAUUGUUGGAAUCUGUUGAGAGUGGCGAUCUUGCAAGAUAUGGUUUGAUACCAGAGUUUAUUGGACGCUUGCCCAUCCUAGUUAGUUUGACAGCUCUCAAUGAAGAUCAGCUUGUUCAGGUUCUUACAGAACCAAAGAAUUCUCUUUCCAGACAAUACAGGAAAAUGUUUAGCCUGAACAAAGUUAAGUUACACUUUACUGAUGGUGCACUUAGAAUAGUAGCCAAGAAGGCUAUAGCCAGAAAUACUGGUGCACGUGGUCUGAGAGCCAUCUUGGAAAGCCUUCUAUUGGAGGCCAUGUAUGAGAUCCCAGACGAGAAAACAGGAAGCGAACGAGUAGACGCUGUUGUGGUGGAUGAGGAGGCAAUAGGUUCAAUUGAUAGGCCAGGAUGUGGAGCCAAAAUUCUUCGGGGUGACGGUGCAUUGGAGCAGUACAUAACAAACACUAACAUGAAGAAUUCCAUGGAAGCUAACGAGGGUUUGGCGGGUGAACUUGAAGAUGCAUAUAUGAUGUCAAGAUUUGUUAGCUUGUAAUUAAUUUGACCAACUUCAUUCAACAUGUAACAUGGUCUCCCCCUCACUCACAUCACAGCCGCUUGUUCUCUUACCAUUUUUUUCUGUAAUUUAUUUUUGCUUGUUUUCUGACAAGCAAGUCUAUAGCUCAAUUUGUUGUAAUUCAUGUAAACAGGAGUUGCUUUUCAUUGAGCAACCCUCCUGCAAAGUAAAUUUGCCCCUUCUUUUUUUCUGAAGCCACCAACUGGGCAGUUUAGUUAUUGGCAAAAGUAUAAAGAAUCCUACAUACCAUUGUUUCCUAGUACAUGAUAUGGUGCCAUUUUCCUGACAUGAUAAGCCAUCAA
Molecule: messenger RNA, 2198 nt
Organism: Oryza sativa Japonica Group (Japanese rice)
Lineage: Eukaryota; Viridiplantae; Streptophyta; Magnoliopsida; Poales; Poaceae
Product: CLP protease regulatory subunit CLPX1, mitochondrial
Biological process (GO): protein folding
Cellular component (GO): mitochondrial matrix
Molecular function (GO): ATP-dependent protein folding chaperone; ATP hydrolysis activity; ATP binding
Source: RefSeq, a predicted model, not a curated record